Messenger RNA from Peromyscus leucopus (white-footed mouse), 3345 nucleotides. Its product is annotated as metabotropic glutamate receptor 7. Gene Ontology annotation, molecular function: group III metabotropic glutamate receptor activity. The record is from RefSeq and is a predicted model, not a curated record. NCBI's taxonomy places the organism in Eukaryota, Metazoa, Chordata, Mammalia, Rodentia, Cricetidae. The coding region runs from base 371 to 1459 and encodes 362 amino acids. The transcript is spliced from 4 exons. Gene Ontology annotation, biological process: regulation of synaptic transmission, glutamatergic; G protein-coupled glutamate receptor signaling pathway. Gene Ontology annotation, cellular component: membrane.
GCAAGGGAGGGAGAGAGGGAGUGGGAGGAGGAGGAGGAGGAGAGGGAGCCCAACGACCAUUUAAAGCGAUAGCAAUCCCUGCCCUCUCCCCAGUGCUUGGCUGUUGGAGAGCGCGAGCCGCUAGCCGGGAGCGCAAGCUCGGCGCACGGGCCAGCAGAGCCACAGCGCCAGGUGCCCAAGGCUAGCUGGCGCCCUGGGACCCCCCACCCUCUCCCGCUGCACCUCCUCCGGCUCCUCCACCCUCUGUGCCUACAGAAGUCCCCGGGCUUCCCCCAAAGGAGCUCACCUCGAGAAGCCCGGACUUAGGAGAACCCACCAGCAUUCCCUCCAGCGCCGCCGCCGCCACCGCAGCAGCAUCCGGAGGAGCGGCAUGGUCCAGCUGGGGAAGCUGCUCCGUGUCCUGACUUUGAUGAAGUUCCCCUGCUGCGUGCUGGAGGUGCUCCUGUGCGUGCUGGCGGCGGCGGCGCGCGGCCAGGAGAUGUACGCCCCGCACUCGAUCCGGAUCGAGGGGGACGUCACCCUUGGGGGGCUGUUCCCAGUGCACGCCAAGGGUCCCAGCGGAGUGCCCUGCGGCGACAUCAAGAGGGAGAACGGGAUCCACAGGCUGGAAGCUAUGCUUUAUGCCCUAGACCAAAUCAACAGCGAUCCCAACCUGCUGCCCAACGUAACGUUAGGCGCGCGGAUCCUGGACACUUGUUCCAGGGACACUUAUGCGCUCGAACAGUCGCUCACUUUCGUCCAGGCGCUCAUCCAAAAGGACACCUCCGACGUGCGCUGCACCAACGGCGAGCCCCCGGUUUUCGUCAAGCCAGAGAAAGUAGUUGGAGUGAUUGGGGCUUCGGGGAGCUCCGUCUCCAUCAUGGUAGCCAACAUCUUGAGGCUUUUCCAGAUACCUCAGAUUAGUUAUGCAUCCACGGCUCCCGAGCUUAGUGAUGAUCGGCGCUAUGACUUCUUCUCUCGAGUUGUCCCACCUGAUUCCUUUCAAGCUCAGGCCAUGGUAGACAUUGUAAAGGCCUUGGGCUGGAAUUAUGUGUCUACCCUUGCAUCUGAAGGAAGCUAUGGAGAGAAAGGCGUGGAGUCCUUUACACAGAUUUCCAAAGAGGCAGGUGGGCUCUGCAUUGCCCAGUCCGUGAGAAUCCCCCAAGAGCGCAAAGACAGGACCAUUGACUUUGAUAGAAUUAUCAAACAGCUCUUGGACACCCCCAACUCCAGGGCCGUCGUGAUUUUUGCCAACGAUGAGGAUAUAAAGCAGAUCCUUGCAGCAGCCAAAAGAGCUGACCAAGUGGGUCAUUUUCUCUGGGUGGGGUCAGACAGCUGGGGAUCAAAAAUCAACCCACUGCAUCAGCAUGAAGAUAUCGCAGAAGGAGCCAUCACCAUCCAGCCUAAGAGAGCAACUGUGGAAGGUAUGUGCUUUGUCAGCAGUGAAGUGUGUGGAGGGGGGCUAUGUGCUGUUAGGUGACCCAAACUGAAGUCUUUGGGGAGUUUCAUGUUUGUACAGGAUUUAGAGGGUGUGUUUUCCAGAGUGGAGUGAUGGAGUGCAAAUGAAGCUGUACACCUGUUCUGUUCCCUUUGUUGACAAGCCUCUUUUGUAGAGAUUAUAUUAUUUCAUGGUAAUGUUGCAAUUAACAUAGAUUCUUUUCUCACUCCGAAGAGCUUUCUGAGAAGAGAUCAUCACCAUUACUAAGAACUGAAACAAUGACACAUCCAAGUGUCUGUGCAACAACACUGCAUUUUUAGAGAGAAUAUUUUCCCUUUGUAAUUUACCCUGUGCAUCUUAGCAUGACAAGCAUAAGGAUAGCAUUCCUGUUACCUCUUGUGAUCCCUCCAGAGGCUGUGAGUGAGUCAGGGACAUGACCCUUUGCAGAUACCAGCAUUGCCUCCCUUUCUCAGUAUUCCCUUGCUUUCUUACAUUUCUGCCAUCUCCCUUUUUUGUUUUUCCUUCUUUGCUCUUAAAAAGACUUUGAGGGCGGGCAUUAAAGUGAUGUUACUUGCUAUUCCCAUACUCUAACUGAAUAUAUUGGUUUCAAUUAAUUCUUUCUUUAAUGUGCAAAGAAAGGUUCUGUCUAAAUGGAAACACUAUGUGAAGAAAAACAAACUCCUCUGCUGAUAACCUGCUUUCUGUUUCCUUUUUGGUGAAUUGUGUCUCCAAAGGUUUUCUCAAGUUUGCUUUGCACAUCACACUGAACUCCAUCCUUUUACCAAGGGAACCAAAUAUUUGCACUUCUUUCUAUUUUUCUUUCUGUUCCAAUAUAAUUAAUUAUUCUCUCCAGAAGACUACAGGGUCUGUAUAGAUUUUCUGAAACAAAUCGGGUUGUGCCUCUAUCUGUCACUGGUCUUUUUCUAUGUUAUCUUGAGGAGAUAACAAUCCCCUGGGUCACUUCUAUGUUUUCCUUGGGAGGCUUUGAGUUAAUUUAUUCCCCUAAAACAUGCCCAGAGCCAAUCACCAAUCUUACAAAACAGGUCACUGAAUUUACAGAUGUGCUGCAAUAGUAACGGAUGGAAUUUUUUAAUGAUCUCUACUCCUCUUCACUUAAAAAUGUGUGAAUUUGUUCUGUGCUACAAGUCAAAUAAACAAAAUAUGGGGAAAUCUCAUAUCCUGUCUCUCUGAGCAUCCAGAUUUGGAUGAAACAGUCAGAAAGAAGCUAAUGAGAGCAGACUAUGGAAACUGAUCUGUGCUCUAGAAUAGCAAGUAAAGCAGGUUGAGUAGAUGUUAUCCUGUAGGUAUGACACAGUGCUUGAGAGGACUUCUUAUGGGAGGUUAUGUAGUAACUGAUGGCUGAGAGCAAACUGGGUGGACAGUGACGUGUGAGAGAUGUGGACUAAAGAGCAAAGGGGCAAACACAGUGAGGCAGUUGCCUAGUGAUUCCUGAAGUAAUUCUACACCCCCACCUUAUUGAACUCAUCAUAUUCUGCUCAACAUUUUCCUGUUUACAAGACACUAGGAAGACUCUACGCUCCCCUGGAGUAUAGUCAUUAUCAUACUAUUUGGUUGACUAACUUCUAUUGACCCUUAGGUAUUUCCUUGAAUAUUAAUUUGGCAUGGAAGUUUUCUACACUCAUUGCUUCUGCUCACUGUAAGAAAUACCUGUGGUAACAUAAAGGGAAUGGGUUUAUUACAUUUCAUGGGCUUAGAGGUUUCAGUCAGGGUUUGAUUGUUUCCUUUGUUCUUGAUUUGAGAUGAGAACAUUAUGGUGGAAGUAUGAGGUAAAUAACACUUGCUAUUAUGCAAAUGAAAGAUAGGGAUGCCUGGUACCCUGAAGUUCUCUUUAUGGGCAUACUUACAGUGACCUUCAAUCUUCUCGAUAGGAAUUACUUAUUGACUUUUUUUUUUUUUUGAUCAUUUUU